CAAGAACCAUCGAACUAUUCUCCGGUUCCUCAGUUCUGUUAAGCUCAUCGCAGAAAAAGGCUAAUUCAUUGACUGUUGCGUCAGAAUGACAUCACAACAAAAGCAAUGGUCGUGCUCUUGCAGUUUAAUUCUCGUGCUCGCAGUUAUUCUGUCGGGGGCAGGCUUGGUUAAUUCGACAUCCACACUUCCACGUCGAUCGCUCUCUCAAAGGGGGCAUUGUCGAUAUGCGGGCACACAUGGCAACACUAUCGGGUGCUGCUAUGGGUGGAAGAGAAACCGAGUUGGACAGUGCGAACCUAUCUGCCGUAAACCAUGUCUUCAUGGCACGUGCACUGGGGCAAAUAGAUGCACGUGCAAUAAAGGGUAUACUGGGCCAACGUGUAGCCAAGAUGUCAACGAAUGCGGAAACAACGUUUGUCAACACAGAUGUAUGAACACCGUUGGAAGUUAUCGGUGUUACUGUCGCUAUGGUUACUUACUUCUAGCGGAUGAGAGGUCAUGUCGAGCUGACAACCAGUGCAAAUUAGAUCGAUGUCAUUAUGGUUGUAUGAGCGGACCACUUGGAUACCAAUGUCUAUGUCCGAGUGGUAUGCAAAUAGGAACAGAUGGUAAAACAUGCAUCGACGUCGAUGAAUGCAGUACGAUGCGCAGUCCCUGUCCACGUCGACGACGAUGUCUCAAUACGUUUGGCAGUUAUAUGUGUCUAUGUGACGUGGGAUAUUCGUUUCAAUAUGUCAAUGGGAAACUACGGUGCAGAGAUGACAACGAAUGUGAGCUGAAUACACACCAAUGCAGUCCAGAUGCAUCAUGUAUUAACAACGUUGGUUCUUACCGAUGUUUCUGCAAAGACGGUUAUGUUGGAGAUGGUCGACUGUGUUACUCAAUAGACCCCCGCCGAUGUGAAGACAACCCCUGUUCGCCGCUGGUUUGGUGCACUGACGUUAAUUACAAAGCAAACAGCGUCGAAAAUGUGGUGGAGAAUGGACUGAUUAAGCUGUACGAAUGUGGACAAUGUCCUUUUGGUUAUACUGGGAGUGGUGAAACGUGCGCAAAAACCGACGUUUCCGUAACCGUGGUUGUCGUAGACAAAGCUGAACCUGAGGUACCAAUAGAGGGCGCAUACAUCAAGCUUCUCGCACCGGAGGAGACUGACCGAACAGUUACAUACUCUGAUGGAAUUUCUACGUUUAAUGGAUUAGUGACGUUGGUGGCGCCCACAGAUUCUGUCGUCAUUGUCACUGCAGCUAGAGAAGGAUACAUGGGAUCCUCGAUGACGUAUUUCGCUCUUGCUGACCAGAAAAACGUCAUUACAGUGUACAUGGAACCCCCGUCACGUGACAACACCAUUGAGUUCGAAUAUGACGUACGGAGGUCACGUGCUUUGGAGUUUCCAUUCAGAGGGGACGUCUUUUAUGAAUACAUUCUUCCUGAAGGUAGUCUAAAUGUGGCAGACGGGAAGCGAGUGACGGCAGUGUUCACAAGAGUCGACUUACCUGUUGACAUGAUGGACGGAAGCCCAGAACUGGUUGCCAUGGUAACGGAGAUCAGUAAUGAAGCAACAGAUGCAGGAUUACAGAGACGAAAUUUAGAAGCCUUUGGCAUGGCGGUUCUGAAGUUCUAUGAUUCUGACACUGAUCUGCCAGUUACGCUGAAAGCUCCCAUGACUAUUUCAAUGCCUUUAAGCGAAUCCGUUUCCGUCGUUGGGGGCGACAUACCUGGCUGGUUUUAUGAUGAAUUUGAAGGAGUUUGGUACCAAGAUGGCUCGGGACAGGUAAACUCACGUGGCGAUGGAUUUAAUACAUGGUCUUAUCAAACCAGUCGUACCACGUGGAUAGCAGCAGCCAAUCCGUGGUCUACCCAGACACACUGUGUACAGGUACAUGUAUGCUACGAUGAAAACUGCAACCAACCCGUUCCAAACUCAGCUGUAUGGUAA
Saccoglossus kowalevskii is the source of this 1936-nucleotide messenger RNA. RefSeq lists its product as uncharacterized. Lineage: Eukaryota; Metazoa; Hemichordata; Enteropneusta; Harrimaniidae. Gene Ontology annotation, molecular function: calcium ion binding. The record is from RefSeq and is a predicted model, not a curated record.